Messenger RNA from Pyrgilauda ruficollis (rufous-necked snowfinch), 1626 nucleotides. RefSeq names its product coiled-coil domain containing 83 (gene CCDC83). The record is from RefSeq and is a predicted model, not a curated record. The transcript has 11 exons. Bases 64 to 1278 code for a protein of 404 amino acids. NCBI's taxonomy places the organism in Eukaryota, Metazoa, Chordata, Aves, Passeriformes, Passeridae.
GGCAGACGCAGCGCGCGCACAAGUAUUAAAAAAUAAAAAAAAAAAACCACCAAAAAAAAUAAAAUGGAAGAGAGUAAGAAAAAGAAGAAACCAGAAGAGCAAGUUCAAGAGCCUGAAUCAGAUUUACCUGAAGCCUUACUAGAAUAUCACAUUGCGGCAAAAGAAGCAGCAAUUGCAUCGGUUUUGUUUCAUCUGAAAGGAUUGGAAGAAAAGAUCAAAGAAAAUAUUAAAAAGAAUGUUGUUGUGAAGGAAGAACAGAAGGUGCUUAUCAGGCGCUUAGUAAGGCAAAUAGAAGAAAAGGAGAAAAAACGAGAUGAGAAGGAGGUUGUAACCAGGGAUGAUGUGGAAGAGUCACUGAAAGCAGUUUUUCAGUUUGUGAAGGACAAAGAACAACUUCUUCAAGAUCUGCGCUCCCAAAUUGAAGAAACUAAGAAAAAAAUUGCAGAAAAGCAGCGUGAGAGAGAUUAUUGGUUGGAGUACAAAAAUGUCGGAAGUAAAAUACAUGCUGAGAGGAUUAGCAGUCUGGAAAAAGACAUUGCAGAUGUCAAAUAUGAACUUGAAAGAACUGAAGAAUAUUACAGAGAAGCUUUGGAAGUUGUGAAAGAAGAAAAUCAGAAACUGUUUGACAGGCACAUGAAAUUACUCAGUGAAGAAGCUCUUAAGAAUGCUGUGGGAUACUUAGACAAAGACUGUCGCAGAGAGAUUGAAGAGAAUGAGUGGCUCAAAGAAGAGGUUAAGAUCUACCGAAAGGAAGAAAGGGAUUUGAAAGCUUCUGUCCAGCUCCUGGAAGAAGAAAAUACCAGUUUAGUGGCAAAAUUGAUUGAUAUCAAACUUCAGCAACUAGGAGUAUCAGGGCAUUUGUUUCAUACAAAGGGAGCUGGCUUGCAAGAACUUCCUAAGGAUGAAAUGAAAAGGGGAAAAAGAGAAUAUACAGCAAAGACAGAUGGAAAGAGCCUCAGAAGUGCCUUUCCAAAGAUUCGGUCUAAAACAGAUUACAAAAAGCCUCCAGACAGUGAUGAAAAAUCACGGAAAAAAUUCUUCACUCCAGCCCUGGACAGCUUGUUGUAUGAAGAUGAAGAAGAGUUCGAGGCAUACUCAAAACUGGGACCUCUGAAGAGAAAGCUGCUCGUGGUUGGAAAAGCUGUGCCUGCUUGUAAGGAUCCAGAAGAAAUGCCAAGCAGGAGCUACAGAGAAAAGGACACUGUUGGUAAAUCAGAUGGGCAUAUCACAGCUAAGAUGAUCAAGGCCUUAUUUAAGGAAAAUGUUGAUGAAAACUAGACAAGCUGUGCUGUUUGCACAGAAAUGUAACAUUCUCAGUUCAUUAAAUAUUUGCUCUCUUCUGUGUGGCAUGGGGCUUUGAGGAAACUAUUUUAGAGUGCCUGAAUCAUGAUUAUAAGUUUCAUGAGAGGUAUGUCUGUGUGCAGAGGCUAAUUGAAAGGUUCCUUUCCUUACCACUGAGAGACGUCUUGUGCACUCUUUGAGGUAUUCAGUCCACAUAGCAGCACAUUUAUCUACUAAAAGAUCUGAGCUAAUAUUUAGUUUGUGUGGUCUCUACUUGCAGAUGUGGAAUUUCCUCUUGAUCAGACAGUGAAUGGGUAAAUGCAGGCUGCCAUAAAACACAGAACU